This is a messenger RNA of Pygocentrus nattereri (red-bellied piranha), 2249 nucleotides long. RefSeq names its product odorant receptor 131-2-like. Lineage: Eukaryota; Metazoa; Chordata; Actinopteri; Characiformes; Serrasalmidae. Bases 194 to 1147 code for a protein of 317 amino acids. Gene Ontology annotation, biological process: G protein-coupled receptor signaling pathway. Gene Ontology annotation, cellular component: membrane. Gene Ontology annotation, molecular function: G protein-coupled receptor activity. The record is from RefSeq and is a predicted model, not a curated record. The transcript has a single exon.
UUGAUUUUUAUAGGCUAUACACAAAACUACUGACUGUACGGGGGUGUUUUCGAAUUGUACACUUGGCCUUUACCAGGUUGCUUCUAACUCUCAAAUGUAUUUUUUGUUUAUUUUAGUUCUUGCUACCUGACUUUACAGGCUUUUAGUUAAAACAGUGUUACUUAUUGUUCCUUUUUGUUUCUAUAAUCUGUCAAUGGCAGGCACUAAUGAAAGCACUGAAAAUGUUUUCAUUUCUCAGAGUGUAGUCAAAUCGGAACUGGAUGCAGGGUAUAUAACAAAGUUGGUAAUAGCAGUACUUCUGCCUCUGUUUUCUGUGUAUGUAAAUUGCAUCAUGCUGUAUGCUCUUAUGAGUAAGAGUGUUCUUAAAGAAUCUCCACGUUACAUUCUCUUUGCACACAUGCUUUUCAAUGACUCUGUUCAUCUCAUUCUCACCUCUUUGUUUUAUGCCCUGGCCGUGGCCUUCCUCAAGCUGGCUAAAGCCGUCUGUUCGCUCAUCCUGUUUUUGUCUACUACAACAUUUCUCAAUGCACCUUUAAACCUGGCUGUGAUGUCACUGGAGCGUUACGUGGCCAUACGCUUUCCUCUAAGACAUGCAGAAAUAGCCACUCUGAAAAGGACUUACAUUGCCAUUUGCUUUGUUUGGUUAUUUGGCUCUUUGAAUAUUUUGACUGACAUCAUUUUUGCAGCAGUGAUGGAUCCUAACUUCUUCUACAUGCAGAUGUAUUGCUCUCGUGAACAGAUCUUCAUAAAACCAUGGCAGCUUGAUUUAUACAAUGGAUGCAAUGUGUUUUACUUUGUGUCUGUAACGGCCAUCAUCAUCUUCACCUACAUCAGCAUUAUGAUCACAGCCAGGUCCAUGUCCUCCAAUAAAGACUCUGCUAAGAAAGCUCACAGGACUGUACUACUGCACUUCAUUCAACUGGGCCUGUGUCUCACCUCUUUUGUAUACGGCUCUAUAGAGAGAGCACUUUAUUUGAUGGCUGGAAGUGAUACGGCUCUCUUUAAACACCUGAGAUAUCUUAAUUUUCUCAUUGUUCUGGUUCUGCCCCGCUGCCUGAGCCCUCUCAUCUAUGGGCUUAGAGAUGAUGCUGUAAGACUGUUAUUCAAAUAUUAUUUCUGCUAUCGUUCUACUAAAGCAGGGCACUAAAGGGAAAACUUGUAAUGACAAGUAACUGAAAGUAAUAGUGCAAGAAUUGAAAGCUUCUAUCUGAACUAAAUAUUCAUUCAUAAUGUGCUCUGCUGCCUGUGCCCACUCAGAAGCAUAGAGACAAAGCUAUAUGACUCUUGAAUAGAUGAACGCAUUUUGUUUAUGUCCAUGUAUAAUGUUUUGCAAAUCUUCGGUAGAUUAUAUGCUAUAACCAAACAUACAUGCUGUAUUCAUCCUUUCCAGCUGUAGUGAUUGUCACAACAUGACAGGUUCUUGAAGGAGAGCUUUACAGUGUACUACUUGAAGAACUGACAUUCUGUAGAACCCAGUAAUAUAGUAAUUUCCCAAAAAUGUAAUGAUUCCCUUAUAUGUAAUACAAUUUUACAGUUGAAUAAAAAUCAAUAAUGUUAUUACUUGGCCCAUUUCCGAAAAUAUGUUGGGAUGCUGAGCAAAAUGUAAAUAUAAACAAAAUGCAAUGAAGUACAAAUCAUUUUAGCUCUAUAUUUAAUUGAAAAUACUACAAAGACAUCAAUGUUGAAACUGAGAGAUUUUAUUGUUUUUUAAAAUAUAUAUGUAGAUUUUGAAUUUGAUGCCAACUUCAUGUUCCAAAAAGUUGGGACCGGGCAUGUUUACCACGGUGUUUCAUUACCUCUUCUUUUAACAACACUCUGCAAGCGUUUGGGUACUGAAGAGACUAACUGCUGUAGUUUUGAAAGUGAAAUGUUUUCCCGUUCUUGUUUGAUAUAGGAUUUUAGCUGCUUAACAGUUCGGGAUCUACUUUGUCGCAUUUUCAUAUCUGUAUAUGUAGUGUUGCAUUGUCAUAUCUGGAUUAAUGGUGCCUUCACAGAUGUGCACAUCACUCAUGCCGUGUGCACUAAUGCACCCCUAUACCAUGAUGAAUACUGACUUUUGAACUGUGCCCUGAUUUCCAAAAAGAAUUUUAAAUGCUGAUUCGUCAGACCACAGGACACUUUUCCACUUCCCUUCAGUCCAUUUUAAACGAGCUUGUGCUUAGAGAAGGUCGCAGUGUUUUUGGAUCCUGUUUAUAUAUUGUUUCUUCUUUGCUUUUUUAAUUUUUAACUUGCAUUUGUGUUUUCACAGA